AUGCCACAAACCAGCACAGUUCAUGGCUUGACUUGGCUUGCUGCUAUGAGCAGUUGUCUGUUCUUAUCUACAUUAUUUGUGGGCUCGUUCUAUCUAUUUCCUGGAGCUAUUUCCAGAUCUCGUAAUGACCCCGAUGUGAUCCGACAGCGAUUUAAGGCGGUUGCAUUGACCUGUGCAAUUGGGUUUGUUCUUGUAGUAGGUCUGCUUGCUUCUGCAAGGAAACCUAUUGAGCAUGUAGAUCCAAUUAGACACACUCUUUAUAGCAUUUGGCUAGAGGUCUGGAACACAUUCAAGUAUGUUGGCAUCGUUUCUCAUUCACCCAUCUCAUCUAUUGCAGUAUCUCUUGGUAUUUGUGGAGCACUGUUCCUUGGCCCACUCGUAUUGGAUCACAUGGAAAUAUACAUCCAGAUGCAGCAGGCACUUGACAGUCCUGACAAAAACUUGAUUACUAUUCGUAAUUGGGUAGUGGGUCCGAUUGUUGAAGAAAUUGUGUUUCGUGGCUACAUGGUUCCUAUUAUGCUUGCUGGGGGAUUCAGUGCUAGACAGACAAUCUGGUGUUUGCCCCUGUUUUUUGGUAUUGCUCAUCUGCACCACGCAUGGGAAGUCAUCCGUGAUGGUGGUUAUACUCGUCGAUCCAUCAUACACGCAGCUACUAGUUCAAUCUUUCAACUGAUGUAUACUAUGGUUUUUGGAUGGCUUGCAACGUACCUGUUUAUUCGAACAGGAUCGUUGUAUGGGCCCAUUGCCACUCAUAUUUUCUGUAACAUUGUGGGAUUUCCAAACUUAGAUUCUCUUGUAUCUGGCCCUUUAAAAUCCCAAGUUCUUGCAUGGGGAUUAUACAUAUCUGGCAUACUUGUAUUCUACACAGUCUUGACGCCUAUUGAUGGGUGUGAAUAUUUGAAAUUAUACUUUAACUGA
Molecule: messenger RNA, 918 nt
Organism: Batrachochytrium dendrobatidis JAM81
Lineage: Eukaryota; Fungi; Chytridiomycota; Chytridiomycetes; Rhizophydiales
Product: CAAX prenyl protease
Exons: 6
Coding region: 1-918 (305 amino acids)
Biological process (GO): CAAX-box protein processing
Cellular component (GO): endoplasmic reticulum membrane
Molecular function (GO): metalloendopeptidase activity
Source: RefSeq, a predicted model, not a curated record